AUGACGGCCGGGAGAAUGGCACUGUCACAAGAGUGGAAAGUCAACACUCCGCAUAAGGUGACAGCACAGAAAGGUUCCUGCACACAGAUUCCAUGCUAUUACACUUAUCCUUCACGUAUGGCAAAACACCAACGAGUCGGAAUCUAGUUUAAUAAUGAGGACAAUGUUAUAUCGUCGAUAGCCUUUCACUCCCGGCAUCACAGUCGAGAGUCAGCUCAGUUCCGCCAUCAGAUCCGUUUGUCUGGAGACCUGGAAGAUGGAGACUGUUCCCUGAUUAUAGAGAACAUCAGACAGGAAGAUGCAGGAUCUUAUUUUUUCAGAGUACAAUUUGAGAGAAAUAUUAAUCACAGCUACUUUCCAGCAACCAAGCUUCAUGUUUCUGAUUUCACAGAUAAACCCAUGAUAUUCCCUGUGGAAAUUAUCGCAGGAAAGCGCGUGGACCUAAGUUGCACCUUCAACACAACGUGCAAUGGAACAGCUCCUGCCUUAACCUGGGACACGCCCAGUGCCGUACCUGGAUCAGCCUCAAACACUGUAACUCAGCAUGGUGUCACUCUGACCUAUACUUCUGUUCUGAGCCUCACCCCAUCACCAAGACACCAGGGACAAACUCUCACCUGCAGAGUGAGUUAUCCAACUGUUUCUUCAGAGCAGACCCUCGUACUGACAGUGCAAUACGAACCACGGAAUCUUUCAAUUAUCUCUCCUGCUGUGAUUAAAGGUUCAUCAAUCAAUAUAAUUGAGGGGAAUUCUGCAGUGAUAAUCUGCUCUGUCAUGAGCCUCCCAGCUUCUAACCUGACGUGGAAACAUCUUCAUGUCACAAUGAACAGAACAUAUUCUAACAAUGUGCUGUGGUUGGUCACCCCUCACGUUACGUACAGGAAGACUGGAGAAUAUCAGUGUAUAGCAGAGAAUAAACAUGGAGCAGAGGAGGGCUACCUAACCUUCAAUAAAGACAGACAGAAAUACAUGGAAUGGAAAGCAGGAUUGCUUGGAGCUGGAAUCACUUUGAGUGUUGGACUAAUUGGAUUCUUCAUCUUCAAGUGUGUGGGGAAAUGGAGAAGCACAAAAAGUGGCCAUUCAGACCAAGGAGGCAAUUUUGGCAAUAAAUCGCCAGGCGAGCAGUCUGACAGAUCCUCGGAUUGGGUUGAAAACUUCGUCGCCAUUGGCGCCAAAGGGCCAUUCCGGACGGUUGAUAACCAGAAAGGGCAGGAAAGUUUAAAUCUCCCGCGAGAGCAGCCGCUCCGCGUGCGAGGAAAGCCAACCGUCGUCUCUUACCCCGCCCCCUUACCGAUCCUGACCCUGCCCCCAGAUCUUGACCCCGCCCCCACGGUCCUGACCAUUUCCCCCGGCCGCUAG
This is a messenger RNA of Rhincodon typus (whale shark), 1359 nucleotides long. RefSeq names its product sialic acid-binding Ig-like lectin 13. The record is from RefSeq and is a predicted model, not a curated record. The transcript has 8 exons. NCBI's taxonomy places the organism in Eukaryota, Metazoa, Chordata, Chondrichthyes, Orectolobiformes, Rhincodontidae.